AUGUCUCUGACUAGCCAAUCUUACAUUGUCCGCUCGCCGGGCGGGCCAAUAAAGCUUGAAACUAUACACUACGACCGGAUAGGCGACCACGAAAUCCUCGUCCAGAUGGUUGCAACUUCAUUAUGCGCUUCGGAUGUCAAAGCAGUAGAGGGCGCUUUCUUCAUGAAGCCGCCCAUGAUACUUGGCCAUGAAGGUGCCGGAAUUGUGGAGGAGGUCGGAGCAAAGGUUACGGCAUUCAAAAGAGGGGACAAAGUCGUUCUGCACUACAGCAGCUGCAGGUCUUGCGACGCGUGUAACGCAGACGGUGAUCCUUACUGCGAGAAAAUGGAGCAGCUGAACUUUGGAGGCCUACGCGAAGAUGACGGCUCCGGUCGGAUCGCCACGACGGCGGAUGGCCAGCAACUGAACUGCUUCUUCUUCGGCCAGAGCUCUAUGGGCCAGUUUGCCCUUGCCAGGGAGACCAGCGCAGUGAAGGUGGAUGCUACGGACGAAGAACUGAAACUCUUCGCUUCCCUCAGUUGUGGGAUUCAGACUGGAGCCGGCGCGGUGCUCAACGUCUGCAAACCCUCACCAGGUGCUGCUUUCGCGGUGUUUGGCGCGGGAGCGGUUGGUCUGGCCGCAGCUCUGGCAGCCCGACUAUGUUCAGCUUCUCGGAUCAUCAUCGUGGACAUUUCAGAAGAGAAGCUCGGCUUGAUACCUCCGGGACUUGCUACUCAUACCAUAUGCUCGCUGGGGUUGGAACGAGGGUCAGUCGCUGCGCAGAUAAAGGCAAUCACUGAUAAUGAGGGUGUUGAUUAUGCUCUCGACUGUGCUGGAAACGGCGUGCUUGUUGCAGAAGGUUGUGUUGCUGCCAAGAAACGAGGAACGGUGGUCUCUGUCGGUGGUGGGCCUACGCGGGCAUCACUGUAUGUGACCGAAAUGCUCGUCAAGGGGUUGACCUACCGAGGAACACAUCAAGGCGACUCCGUGUCUCAAACUUUCAUACCUCAUCUGAUCAAGCUUUGGAGAUCCGGACAAUUUCCUUUUGACCAGUUGCUGUCGCGUUACAAACUGGAGGACCUGGCAUUGGCACUGGAUGAUUUGAAGAACCAUAAGAUACUGAAGCCAUUACUCGUCACAUCGUAG
Molecule: messenger RNA, 1125 nt
Organism: Diaporthe batatas
Lineage: Eukaryota; Fungi; Ascomycota; Sordariomycetes; Diaporthales; Diaporthaceae
Exons: 1
Coding region: 1-1125 (374 amino acids)
Biological process (GO): formaldehyde catabolic process
Cellular component (GO): cytosol
Molecular function (GO): S-(hydroxymethyl)glutathione dehydrogenase [NAD(P)+] activity; zinc ion binding
Source: RefSeq, a predicted model, not a curated record